Messenger RNA from Exophiala spinifera, 705 nucleotides. RefSeq lists its product as uncharacterized. Bases 1 to 705 code for a protein of 234 amino acids. The record is from RefSeq and is a predicted model, not a curated record. NCBI's taxonomy places the organism in Eukaryota, Fungi, Ascomycota, Eurotiomycetes, Chaetothyriales, Herpotrichiellaceae. The transcript has 3 exons.
AUGCCUUCUCAGUACUUGCUCGAAGUCAACUCUCGACCACAGCCCUCGUCCGGAGUCGACGACAAGCUCUGGAUCAAAUGGUACACGGAAGAGCAUCUACCUGACCUCGUCAACAGCCACACAUCCACUCGUGCAGCAUUCUACCAAGAAAGCCACGACUUUGCAGGCGCUCCCAAGGACCGCCACCCUCGUUCGUUCCUCGCUCUGUACCAGACGGACUUUGAAGAGCCGCUCAAGUCCAAGAACUAUCUUGAGAAAGUCCGGAGUUCGAGCAGCAUGUGGCCCGCACAGAAACCGACCAGCGAGAUAGGUGACUUCGACGGGCGCAAUUACAGACUCAUUCAGGAGUACGACCCGAACAAGAUUGGUGAUUCUGCUCCACCAUAUCUACUUACCGUGGAGAUGGAGCCCACGCCCGAAAACGAAGAGGACUUCGAUCGCUGGUAUCGCGAGGAGCAUCUGGACCUUUUGAGCAGGUUGCCCGGGUAUCGCAGGUCACUGAGAUAUGUUCUUGGGCCCAAAAUGCCAAUCACCGAAGGGGACCCGUCAAGGUAUCUUACCAUUCAUGAGGUUGAUGAUGUGCAUGCUUUCGAUGGGAAAGAGGCCGAAGCUGCAAACGCGACAGCCUGGACGGCCAAGCAUAUUGGUGAGGCCAAGGUGUUCAUUCCGAGAAUGUGGCGAAAGAUAACAGAGUUGGGAUUUUGA